AGAGACUGCUGCUGUGGAUCCGACAGGGGAACUAACAAAAGGUCGGAGGGCACCGUUGUUCAGCUGAUGUGGAGGUAGAGACGAUCACAUGAGGCUCUCCAGGAUGAACGACCAUGUUGCCACCAAGGAGCUGUGACGGCACUGUGGAGCCACUUUCUUAGCUUCACUUGGAGUUGUGCAACCUUUCUACAAGACCUGUUUGACUUACCUUCUCUGAAACAAAUACAGUGAAUAUAAUAAGGGAACACCUUGCCAUCUUUUAAAAAAAAAAAAAUGGAGACUCUUUCCCAAGAUUCGAUUCUGGAGUGCCAGAUCUGCUUCAACUACUACAGCCCCCGCCGGCGGCCCAAACUCCUGGAUUGCAGACACACGUGCUGCUCGGUGUGUUUGACCCAGAUGCGCAGCAGCCAGAAGGAGAUUCGUUGUCCAUGGUGCCGUGGCGUCACCAAGCUCCCUCCGGGCCUAUCCGUCUCCCAACUCCCAGAUGACCCGGACAUCAUCACUGUCAUCGCCAUCCCUCACGCCUCUGAGCACACGCCCGUCUUCAUCCGCCUCCCCAGCAACGGCUGCUACAUGCUGCCACUGCCCGUCGCCAAGGAGCGGGCGCUCGGCCUGCCUGGGGAGCUGGGAUGUCGUUUCCUGCCUGGCAGCCAGCAGAAGGGGGUGACGGUGGUGACCGUGCCCGAGCAGCAGCCUCUGGGCCUGGGUAUGGCUCUGGAGGGUGUGGGGGUGGGGCUGGAGGGUGUCGAGGGAGAGAGGAGAGUUACUGGCCCGGUGGGAGGUGGUGGGAAGGGCUCCACGUGGUCCGGCGUGUGCACAGUGAUCCUGGUGGCAUGCGUGCUGCUCUUCCUCCUGGGCAUCGUGCUGCACAACAUGUCCUGCAUCUCCAAACGCUUCACUGUCAUCUCCUGCGGCUGAGGGCGAGGGGAGGCUGCUCGGACUGCCGCGGACCCCCCCUGGAUUCCCCCUCUAGCCCUGCCUCUCCUCAGGGCGGGACUCUGCUGAGGAGAGGGGACUAAACUCACAUCAUGGGCAUCUAAGGAAAAUACAGAGCAACGUAGAGAGAAACCGAUGAAGAAGAAGAGAGCGGGGAGGAGAUCCACAAAAUGUCUGCCAUUGUGUCCCAUCUUUUUAUUUGGGAGACUGAAAUUAAAAUGGAAAUACAGAUAAAACCUUGUCCAAUAGCAGUCUGCCGGCCCUGAAAAUCCUGCCCUUUUCCCGUCCUUCAAUUUUCUCCGAAAAGAACGCUUUUGGGAAUUACUCCAGAAAUGUUUUUGGCCCGCUGAUUUCUUUUUGGCCAGCUGAUAUGUUUUUUGGCGAAGGGCCGAUUUGACACUCGCACUCACGGUCGUUGGAUUGCCUGUUUAGUCUGUGGUUUGUAGAAGUACAUCAGUUAUCAUAGUGUUGUUUAGCUGAGUGUAGGUUCCAAGUGCGGGUCUCCAGCCGGUGAUGCAGUACAAAGAGUUCGGAAUUGGCUGCUCUCCGUUCUCUGAUGCUGCAGGAAUUAACUGUGCAGGAUCCACGUCUGGCUCCUUUUUGAAUCAUUUGGGAAACUUUAAAUCAACGCAGGGUUCAUUCUCUCUUUUUUUUUUUAUUCCUUU
Messenger RNA from Morone saxatilis (striped sea-bass), 1601 nucleotides. It is a transcript of the gene rnf152, whose product is annotated as ring finger protein 152. Gene Ontology annotation, molecular function: ubiquitin protein ligase activity. Lineage: Eukaryota; Metazoa; Chordata; Actinopteri; Moronidae. Gene Ontology annotation, biological process: positive regulation of autophagy; apoptotic process; protein polyubiquitination. The record is from RefSeq and is a predicted model, not a curated record. Gene Ontology annotation, cellular component: lysosome.